This is a messenger RNA of Engraulis encrasicolus (European anchovy), 939 nucleotides long. Its product is annotated as putative gustatory receptor clone PTE03. Lineage: Eukaryota; Metazoa; Chordata; Actinopteri; Clupeiformes; Engraulidae. The coding region runs from base 1 to 939 and encodes 312 amino acids. Gene Ontology annotation, molecular function: odorant binding; G protein-coupled receptor activity; olfactory receptor activity. The record is from RefSeq and is a predicted model, not a curated record. The transcript has a single exon. Gene Ontology annotation, cellular component: membrane. Gene Ontology annotation, biological process: detection of chemical stimulus involved in sensory perception of smell; G protein-coupled receptor signaling pathway.
AUGGACAAUAAAACAAUGCCAUCAUAUUUUUAUUUCACAUCAUUUAAGGUUUAUGGAAAUGUAAGAGCACUAUAUUUCCUCAUAACGAUAAUAUCAUACUUCCUCAUCUUUCUAUUCAAUGUGACUAUCCUGCUGGUGGUAUUCAAGGACAAGUCUCUUCACGAGCAGCCCAUGUAUCUGUUAAUGUGUUGCCUGCUAUUCAACUCUCUGUACGGCAGCUCUGCCCUGUUUCCAAGACUUUCUGUGGAUCUUCUAUCCAAUACUCAUGCAAUAUCGCGCCCUGCUUGUUUCACACAGCUAUUUGUUAUUUACACCUAUGGCAUUUCUGAAUACACUAUCCUUACUGUUAUGGCGUAUGACAGAUAUGUUGCCAUCUGUGACCCUCUACAAUAUCACAAUAUCAUGACACAUAGAAAGACAUUUUGGCUGAUUUUAUGUGCUUUUUGCUGGUCAAUCUUUUGCAUAUCACUUCCAAUGUAUUUAUCCAUAAGGUUACCGCUGUGUGGAAAUCGUAUACCUCGACUGUACUGUUCAAACUGGUCCGUAGUGAGGCUUUCCUGUGUGUCUACCGUAAUCAACAAUAUUGUGGGCCUUUUGCUCGCUGUGGCAUCAGUCUUUCUGCCUGCAGGUUUCGUAUUGUUCACAUACAUCAGGAUUCUGAUUGUCUGCAGACGAAGCACAGCAGAGCAUAGAGGCAAAGCCCUGCAAACAUGUCUACCGCACAUUGUCAGUUUUGUCACCUACUCCAUAGCAUCUUUUUCUGAUGUUGCCCUCAACCGGUCUGACCCUGGUCAAAUUAUAAACGCUGUAGCGAUACUAAUUUCUCUUGAAUUCAUUGUGAUUCCGCCAUUGUUAAAUCCACUGAUGUAUGGCCUAAAUUUACCAGAUAUACGAAGGAAAAUUCUAAGUAUGAUGUCUUCAUUGAAAGUUACCUUUUAG